Messenger RNA from Penicillium salamii, 972 nucleotides. NCBI's taxonomy places the organism in Eukaryota, Fungi, Ascomycota, Eurotiomycetes, Eurotiales, Aspergillaceae. The record is from the annotation of a GenBank genome assembly.
AUGGGCGGACCUUAUAUGUCCAAGACGGCUGGAAUGGGCCUUCGCCCAACAGUUUCCCUCGACGUCCCGAUAUGCGCUGUCUUUCUCGCUCUAUUCCUCGCCGGUGCGGUCUGCCACAUGACCCUCUUUCGCCGCAAUCUAGCAAGAGGACACAAAUUCAUACCAUCAGCCAUGACAUUCGGUUUCUGCAUGUCGCGAAUCGUCGCCAAUGCUCUUCGCAUUGCCUGGGCUUGCCAUGGCUCAAACAUUAGCCUUGCUAUUGCAGCUCAGAUCUUCGUUGCUGCCGGUGUGUUGCUGUUGUUCAUCUUGAACUUGCUCUACGCUCAACGCAUGUUCCGCGCUGUGUAUCCUGUCCUGGGCUGGUCUCAAACUGUCUCGUGGGCUUUCAAGGCUCUCUAUACUCUUGUUGUCGUGACUAUCAUCAUGGUCAUUACAUGUGUUGUUCAGAGUAUGUAUACUCUUAACACGAACACCCUUCGGAUCGACCGCGAUAUCCAGUUGUACGGCCAGACCUACUUCGCCAUCAUCUCCUUCCUCCCCAUCCCACUACUGGCAGCAGUGAUUAUGUCUCCGAACCGAAAGCAGAUUGAGCAAUUCGGCUCCGGUUCGUGGAUCGCGAAAGUGCUCGUUGUCGGACUUGUUGCUUCGCUUCUCUGCCUCGGCGCCUCCUUCCGAGCUGGUACUUCCUGGAUGUCUCCUCGUCCGGUCACAACUCCUGCAUGGUACCACAGCAAAGCUUGCUUUUAUGUGUUUGAUUUCGGCAUUGACAUACUGGUCGUGGCUAUCUUCUUCAUCACGCGAGUCGACCAACGGUUCUGGGUCCCAAAUGGAAGCUCCAAGGCGCGCCAUUAUAGGGGAUCCGAGGAUAAUGAAAAGAGUAUGCAAAGGGGUAUCACUGGUAACUCAGGUGUGCAAGAUCUCGAAAGUCGAGACAGUAGUCUCGCUCGUGGAAUGAGUGGAGAAACCAAAUGA